UGUAAGUUGAUAAAUUAAUGAGAUAAUUGUAACGAUAUAAGCAGAUCAGUUGUAAAAUUGCUUUCGAAUCAGAUAGGAAAUAGGUGCUUAGACGGCAUAUAAAGUAGCGAAACAAGCAAUCUCAUAAUUGGACUGGCGACAUGCCGCAUCCCUGAUGCGAUGCAAGUUUAAUCCAGCAAAACGCUCCCGGUCGUUACGUACCGGAGAGCAACGAAACAGAGUCGAGCAUCGCAUCGAAAUUCAUCGCGACGACGUCGCCCUGCUCAUCGACAGCUUGACAUUAACGAAAAGACUCGAGACAACACAACCGAAAACGAACAACAAAAUGUAAACGCGAGGAGCGUGUCGCGUGUUCACGCUGCUCGCUCUCGCACGUUCCCUCAGACAUCACACCAUCACUGUCUCCCAUUGGGCGACACAAAUAGGCGUGUCCGUAGUUCAUCAAUCGUUCCGGCCGGCGGUGGGGAGACGAGAAAAAACCCGCCCCGGAUCGAAAAGAAGUAGGGCUAAAUUUUUGUGGUGGUGGCAUAUUUCUCGAUAGGGGAGUACAGGAUCGAGUCCGCAAAAAUGCAGUGUGUAGUCGGUAGUCUCAUAAGACUUGCUUUGCUCCCCGCCGCCGCAUUCGUUAUUUUUUCGAUCCGAUCGUACGUCGGUCGGACCGCGCACACAAUUUGUCGUUCGAGUUAAAAGAAUCUCAUGACAUCGGUAGUCGCGAAGUGACGCUGGCAAAAAGAGGACGAUUUAACCACAAUCGAGGACGCGUCAUACCGACAAACUGAGCCUUCCUCACCCGACCCCCCACCACCCCCCUCGCCCCUCCAACCCCACCGACCUCCCUCGCGCGCGGUGGGAGGAGCCGAUCAUCAUCGGUGGCAAAAAUUUGCGGUUAGACGAAAGAAGUACGCUACCGGGUAAUUUACCUGACGAUCGAGCUACUGAAUUUUACAUCGCGACUACAUCAUUAUAGCCACGUGUAUAUUUUCGACUUUCGACAACAACUUCUUUAACAUUUCGCUACCCUAUCAGUAGUAACGCGUGUCGCGUCAACGAGUGUCGGACUGCGCUUAAGUGUAACACCAGCUUGUGACUUAACUUAUACUUUUGUGAUCGGUGUAUUUUUGAUUCAGUGCAACAACUUGAAACAUUUAGUUUUGGAACUGUUUGCUUUGGUGGUAGCCGUAACACUGCCUGUUCUGGACCAAUUGCACGUCACUGGAUCUGUCGGGGGCGGUAUUGCCAUGUUUCUCGCAGAAGCCGGGCACUAAGAAGUUCGUGGCUGGGACACUAUGUCCCAGUUUGGAUUCAGAGCAUCACCGAGUACUCAGAGUGCAGUAUCAUCGGGUCCAUCUCAAACGUCACCACCACCAAGCGUCAUGGCUGUUACGUCAUCAGCUCCCACUCCUGGAACACCGCCGACGCCUGCGCAGAGAUGCUGCGAUACAGGUCGACCGAUUUUUACUGAUCCGAUUACCGGACAAACUGUUUGUUCGUGCCAAUACGAAUUGUUGGGCUACCAAAGAUUAGCAGGUGCCGGAGUACCUGGUUUGCCAGCUUUAAGCAUGUACAGUGCGCCGUAUCCUGAAGGAAUGGCAGCCUAUUUUCCAGCCCUUGGAGCUGAUCAGGCACCUUUCUAUACCACAUCUGCUGCAGGAUUAGAACUGAAAGAAAAUUUAGCAGCAGGCGCUGCCGGUUGGCCGUAUCCUUCCGUUUACCAUCCAUACGAUACUGCAUUUGCUGGAUAUCCAUUCAAUGGAUAUGGCAUGGAUCUCAACGGUGCCCGACGAAAAAAUGCGACGAGAGAAACGACAAGUACACUUAAAGCGUGGCUAAAUGAACAUAAAAAAAAUCCUUAUCCUACUAAAGGUGAAAAAAUUAUGUUGGCUAUAAUUACAAAAAUGACUCUAACACAAGUAUCUACGUGGUUUGCAAAUGCUCGCAGAAGAUUAAAAAAAGAAAACAAAAUGACAUGGGAACCAAGAAAUAGGGUAGAAGACGAUGACAAUAAUAAUGACGAUGAUGAUCAGGACCAUAAGAGUACUGAUGGAAAAGACUUGUUAGAUUCCAAAGAUUCUGGUACCGCUUCAAGUGAAGACGGUGACCGACCACCUCACUCCAGACUCGCUCCGGAUACUCCAUCCGAAUGGAGCGAAUCCCGACCCGACAGCGGUCCAGACAGUCCAGAAAUCUACGAACGACCUCCCCAUCCGGCCUUUCUGCCACCCAGAUCUUCCGGCAGUCCACCCCAAAUGAGCCAAAGUGUAACCACCAAACCCAGAAUCUGGAGCCUGGCCGAUAUGGCUUCCAAAGAGAGCAGCGAAAGCUCUACCCCUGCCAGCAUGUAUUCGACUGCAUCUAGUAGGCUCGUGGCUCCUUUGGGAACUAGAUUACCACCUCCAGGCUUACAUACAGCUCCGUAUGCGCGCCCUCACGAUUUUUAUAGGAGUUUGUAUGGACCAGCUGCGCAGCACUUAGGAGCCUCGCCGGAUGCCAGUUUACUAGAAACCUAUCAGCGUACGUUGGCUGCGCAGCAAAACGCCAUCAAGACAAGUUUGGCGGGUUCAAGUGGUAUUCAUCAUCUUGGAAACUCGUCAAUGUCUUCGGCAAGUAGCGGCCUACCUUUGGGUCUCACCACGCACUCUUCGCGCAUGUCACCAUCGUCUACGACGAGUUCGUUGAGUUCCGCAGGAGGCGCGGAUAGUCCGAUAAAACCAAUAGCGCUGAACAAAGUUUGAUGUUGAGUGAUUUGUGAGUGAUUUUUUUCAGUUUCUUUGUCUAUCUACCUCUGCGUUUAAGUUUAUUUUGUUUGUUUAUAUUUUUUUUUUUGGGUUUAUCGGAGUGUGCGCAUAGAGGGAUGUAUAGGGAAAGAAAGGUAAGUCAAAACGUUUUUUUUUUUUUAUUCAUCCAUGUUAUCAAGUGAUAACUAAUAGUUGAAUAUAAGUUUUGCCUUCUCUAACUCUAAUAUUGUGAAGUCUUUCUUUGUUCACUCUAAUACGAUGAAAACAAAGAAGAAUUUCCGUUUGUUGAUGUAAGAUCCAGAUUUAUCAAAACAAGCAUAGUCAAGAAAAGUUAUUUACUAAACGUUGAGUAUUGACAAUUCUUUCAGGCAUCCCUCUACGUGUCAACCUUAUAAUAUAAUUAUUCAUUCUGGACACUUUGAUGCUAAAAAAAAAAGACCAACAUGGACAAUACUUAUAAUAAAAUAAUAGUAAACGGACGCCUUUAUUGUCUUUUUGGACGUGCUGUACUAUAUGUGAUAUAUUAUAUUAUUAAUAUUUAUCUUAUCGUUUUUGUUCCUUAGAUUCUUUGAUCGUUAAUAGGCGCUCCUUAGACUGUGUAAUGUUUUAUUCUUGGCUUUAUUUGUCAGUGUUUAUUAGUUUCCUCAAUGAGAAGUCGCGUACUUUUGUAUAAAUAAUUUUGGAAAAAUUAAUUUUAAUAAAGUUAAGAGUGCAAUAAUAGAUAAAAACAAUUAUUAGAGACUUUCAGAUGCUAUAGCUUUUUAGCUUUAAUCUGUUUUAUCUUGAUGUAACUAAAGCCAAGAAUUGGAAAUUUUCCAGACAUGUUUUGAUUCUAGAAAAACCAAAAUAUUCCUGGAAAAACAAUGUACAUAAAAUCACUGUUUCAAGGCAGUAUAAUGUAUUUUGUAUUAUUGUAACUAUAUGUAUAUGUAAAACUAAUAAUAAAAAAAAUAAUAAAUAAAUUAGUGUAGCUAUAAUAAUAAUGUAUUAAAAAAAAGCUAUAUUAGGUAACAAUAUUUAUGAAUAUAAAAUUUGUGGAUCUAGCUGCGAAAUUCGUCAUUACCAUACUUUCCUCUCUAUACUGUGUACUUAUCUCUAAUAUUGUUUCAACACACGCGAAUAAAUUUUUCAUUUUCCAUUCUUAUGUCAUUUUUUAGGUUUUAAAAACAUAUCGAAUAUUUAUUAAUGAUAGAUCAGUUGUUGAUGAGAUCAGUCGUGUGUAAAAUAUUGCUGCAAUAAAUAUAUCGAACAUUA
Molecule: messenger RNA, 3989 nt
Organism: Ceutorhynchus assimilis (cabbage seed weevil)
Lineage: Eukaryota; Metazoa; Arthropoda; Insecta; Coleoptera; Curculionidae
Source: the annotation of a GenBank genome assembly